AUGGAGGUAUUUGGCAAAUCCACGGUAGUUGUUCCUACCAAUGUUGUUUAUUUGUCUAGUAUUCUUGGACAAGAUGAGCCUAACCCUGUCCACAAGUGUGACUGGAAGUGUGAAAAUGAACUUGUGUUUGGGAACAUGUAUCGUUGCAAGCUAACUGGUCUGAUGCACAUUUGUGACAAAAAUUGCAAUCAGAGAAUUGUAUACGAUAACCAUAGCUCCCUCUGCAGGGUGAGCAAACAGAUUUUUCCCCUAACAACAGUUGAGCAACAGGCUGUGAGAGGUAUCCGGAGGAAGUUUGAUGCAGAGAACUGUCCCCCCACUGAAAGCUGUGCCUUUAAGCGCAGAAGGGAUGCCCAGUAUCAACCCUCACCAUUUGAGCGGUCAUUUACUGCUGUCAGUCCCAUCUGCAGUCCGAUUGGAGAUGGCAUGGAUAUGAGCUAGAUGUUAUAAUUGCUAAUAAUGCAUCGGUCUCUCUCCUUAUGCACUUUCGUUCUCCUAGUUUAAGUUAGGGUCUAAAGAACCUAUUUUUAAUUACUACCAUGGCCGACCUAGUUGUCGUGCCUUUUUACUUCCUUUUUUAUGAGUAGCUCUAGUAAUGUCUUAAGACACUAAACUCUUGGAAAGUGUAUGUUGCUAUAUCCUGUUUAACUUACUAUGAAUGCUUGAGCUGCUGCAUUGUAUUGCAUUUAGCAGCUUGAAGUACGAUAAGACUCGGUUAUAUUAGAAUUAGUAUUUCUAUUUGAUGCUGUU
Messenger RNA from Andrographis paniculata, 750 nucleotides. RefSeq lists its product as uncharacterized. Lineage: Eukaryota; Viridiplantae; Streptophyta; Magnoliopsida; Lamiales; Acanthaceae. The transcript has a single exon. The record is from RefSeq and is a predicted model, not a curated record. The coding region runs from base 1 to 441 and encodes 146 amino acids.